Messenger RNA from Manis javanica (Malayan pangolin), 7811 nucleotides. The record is from RefSeq and is a predicted model, not a curated record. NCBI's taxonomy places the organism in Eukaryota, Metazoa, Chordata, Mammalia, Pholidota, Manidae.
GGAUGUGUGCGGGUCGCGGGGUGAUCGGAGGAGCCCUGAACUGCCUGCCAGUCUUGGGCCUCUUGGGAAAUGGGAAUGGGGGCGCUUGGGGUGGCCUUUGGCGCUCCUGGAGCCCAAAAAGCGUUCUUUCUCUGCCCCUCUGUCCUUACCCGUUCAACGCUUGCUGAAGUUUGUCUGUUUUUAUCAUGAUCACAGCACUUUCCUUGUAACCAGGAAUAGCCUAGGGCAUACCCAGUGUGUUUUGCAUUUCCUGAGAAAGAAGGCUGUGUUUAUUUUGAAGAGCCAGGGUUCUACGCAAACAAUCAGCAGGUCUGGGAGUGUGGCGAAUAACUGGAUUGAAAUUUACAAUUUUGUCCAGCAACUUACGGAGAGAUUUGUGAGCCCUCAAAUGAGAUUAUCUUUCAUUGUGUUUUCUUCUCAAGCAACCAUUAUUUUGCCAUUAACUGGAGACAGAGCCAAAAUCAGUAAAGGCUUGGAGGAUUUAAAACGUGUUACUCCAGUAGGAGAGACAUACAUCCAUGAAGGACUAAAGCAAGCAAAUGAACAAAUUCAGAAAGCAGGCUUAAAAACCUCCAGUAUUAUAAUUGCUCUGACAGAUGGUAAGUUGGACGGUCUGGUGCCAUCAUAUGCAGAGAAAGAGGCUAAGAUAUCCAGGUCACUUGGGGCUAGAGUUUAUUGUGUUGGUGUCCUUGACUUUGAACAAACUCAGCUUGAAAAAAUUGCUGAUUCCAAGGAACAAGUAUUCCCUGUCACAGGUGGAUUUCAGGCUCUUAAAGGAAUAAUUAAUUCUAUACUAGCUCGUUCAUGCACUGAAAUCCUGGAAUUGUCACCCUCAAGUGUCUGUGUGGGGGACAAAUUUCAAAUUGUGUUGACGGGAAAUGGAUUCAUCUUGGGAAAUCGGAAUGCCAAUGUUCUCUGUACUUACACUGUAAACGAAACAUAUGUAAAGAGUGUAAACCCAGUAAGUGUGGAGAUUAAUUCUAUGCUUUGUCCUGCACCUACCCUGAAUAAAGCUGGAGAAACUCUUGAUGUUUCAGUGAGCUUUAAUGGAGGAAAAUCUGUCAUCUCAAGCUCAUUAAUAGUCACAGCCACAGAAUGUUCUAAUGGAAUUGCAGCCAUCAUUGCUAUUCUGGUGUUACUGCUACUCUUGGGCAUCGGUUUGAUGUGGUGGUUUUGGCCUCUUUGCUGCAAAGUGGUUAUCAAGGAUCCUCCUCCACCACCACCUCCUGCACCGAAAGAGGAGGAAGAAGAACCUCUUCCUACCAAAAAAUGGCCAACUGUGGAUGCUUCGUAUUAUGGUGGUCGAGGGGUUGGAGGCAUUAAAAGAAUGGAGGUUCGUUGGGGUGAUAAAGGAUCUACUGAGGAAGGGGCCAGGCUGGAGAAAGCCAAAAAUGCUGUGGUGACGAUUCCUGAAGAAGCAGAGGAACCAGUCAGACCUAGACCACCUCGACCCAAACCUACAUACCAGCCUUCUCAGACAAAAUGGUACACACCAAUCAAGGGUCGUCUCGAUGCGCUCUGGGCUUUGUUGCGACGGCAGUACCACCGGGUGUCCUUGAUGCGACCUCAGGAGGGGGACGAGGGCCGGUGCAUUAAUUUCUCCCGAGUUCAAUCUCAGUAAAAGGAAAGCAGGAAGACCAAGAAGGUAUGAAGAUGGUUCAUAUUCACACUGCUGAUUUUCAACCAAAUGAAAAAAAUUAGUGCAUUUCAGAAGUUUUUGGAAAAGCAGCUUUAUUCCUCACAGUCAGGAAAUAUUUUCUCUACCUUCUGCUUUGCCUGAACCCAACACUUUCAAACACUUGUUCUGCCCUCUACAUAGUGAAACCCAGUGGUAACCCAUGAUACCUGACAUUGAAAAUAGAGAAGAACAUUAAUCUGCAUUCUGUGGUUUAUUAUACAAGAAAGUUUGUUUGAAUGUCUAGAAGAGGAGAAAGCAAAAACAAUAGAAAAUGGAGAAGAACAUUAAUCUGCAUUCUGUGGUUUAUUAUACAAGAAAGUUUGUUUGAAUGUAUGGAAGAGAAGAAAGCAAAAACAACAGCACGAAGAUGAUAUCAAAACAGGGACCAUGAAACAACUUGCCAUCUUUAGUGGAAAGAAGAGUGUUUUACAUGGAAACAUGGCACUUGUGUUUUUGCAUGGCAAGAAUGUUAGCCACAGGCAGGGUAUGAAAUUUCCCACCAGGCUAAGCAAAUACAGAAGUCCAUUGCCUUUUAGCUGUGUCAGAUCACAAAAUCCUUCCAAGUCCCCGGUCACAAUGUGCCUUACGAGAAGCUUUGACUGGAAAAUCUUGUCAUUCUAACACUGUAAAGUGCACACGCAUGAUGAAAUGUAGACAGGAUGCCUCAAGGUAUUGGUGGCAAGCAAGAGUUUACCCUUUAGUUUCUGAAGACACCUUUAUUUCAUUUUACACACGGGAAAAGAAGAAAAUUAAUAGAGUGUUAUUCCACAAGCAGAUAGCCUCUAACCAGAGAUCUUGAGUGAAGUUUAAGGUACUCAUGAUUUGAGAACUUGUCCUUGUAAGUGGUAGAUUUACCCCUCUUUCUAUGUUUAAGGUUUAGUAGUGCAUAAAACAUUGAAAUUUGUAAACACACCUAGGAGUUUGUUUUGCUUUUUAUUUAAAGGAAGCAGUAACCACAAAGCUUCCGCUCAGGGUUUUUUCUUCCUCCAAGUCUCCAAGGGCUCUUCAGCGUCACAAGCCAGCAACUCUCUUUGCAUGAAAAUUUCAAAGUUUAAUUAAUAUAAUUAAAGGCAACAGCAAGCAGCAGCCUGUGAAGAUUUUGCUCAUCUUUUUUAUGCCUUUUGACAUUGAAUGACCUAUUACUGUAUGCGCAUUACUUGGAUUUUGAGGGGCACUCUACCUUGGUUAUGUUUCAGUCGAGAAAAAAAAGACCUCUCACCAAUUUACAAAUCAAGUUUUCAGGAGGGUCAGCCAGCACAAAACAUCGAAAAUGUACCUAUUACAAUUUUUUAGAAAAACCACCAUCGUGUCAUGUCGACGAUGCCAAAUUAUUUUAGUGUGAGCGGAAACACUGUGGGGGAGGAGGAAGGCAGCAGCUGAAGGAAAAAGCUCAAAUGAUCUAGUCACUUUCGAUACUGUACUUCAGAUGCGAAAUGGAUAUUCGACUCGAAACCUGACAAAGUGCGCCUGCUUUGAUGUGAACUGGUAUAGACAAUGACCAGUGGCUGGGUCAGUGGGAUGUCUCUCUGCGAGCACACAGGCUUAUCAAAUGACACUAAAAAUAAGUUCAACAACCAUCACAUUGGAAGGGAGGAAGUGAACAUUUCAUGUUUGGCGGGCAUAUCAGUGCACAAGAUGGAAGGAGCUAUUCAGAGUAUCCCAAUGUAAUUACCCGCAUUGUGCUCUUAAUGGAAAUUUCAAAGGAUGGGGAGUGAUUCUGUUGGUUGGUGUCCAGAUUGUGGCACUGCUCCAAGAAGCCUUACUCACACAAAUAUGUGUUUAUAUAUAUACAUGUAUAUUCUCUAGCUUGAAUCUUUUGCUUGAGUUUAUUUAUGUCACUGGCUGGCUGGAUCCAAAGUCAUGUGUCUACAUACUCACAAAUAAAAUUUUACUUGUGCCUCUGCUACCAUUUUCUUCAAGCCCACAUAAACUCAAGCUUUGUUUGGUUAAAUAUAUAAUUGUCCUAGUUAGUUUCAGAGAUAAAACUAUAUUCAAUUCCAGAAUAUCCCUUAUGUUCACAAAUGAUACAGUUGGCAGUAAUUAUCCAUGUGUUCAAGUGUGAUUUGGAAGCCUGUUGUACACCCAGGGAAUUCUUGUAGACCUUUGUUAUACAUUUGCAUCUGGGACAGGGCCUAUUGCUAUUUUCUUAAAUUGGCACUUAAUUUCUGAUCAUUGUACACCCACAGGUAGUAUUUAAGAGCAUUCAAGGUACUGUAGAAGCUAAGGCUGUUUCUUUGAUAGUUACUUUGAAUUUGUCCAAUAUCAUAUGGUACUUGUAUUUUGCUACAUGCAUAGUGUGAAAAGACCUCUGCUCUUAAAUGGAAAAAUAGCUUUCUGUAGAUUGUAAUGCAAAUGAUUUCCAGUUCUAAUCCAACUAUGGAGAGUUCUCAGUGAAGAGGGAGAGGCAGUAGUCUAUAUUUAGAUUAAAAAGGUGAUAUUCAUAAAGUUUGUUCAAGGACAGAUAGAGUUUCAUUGCACUUAAACAUAUGAACCAGAUCUAUAUUAUGGUUUUCUUCAGUUAUGGUAAUUAGCAAAUGAGAAGAAUUUUCUUUAAAGAGUACUGUUUUCUCACCGAAGGACUAAAUUGAAAACCUCUACACCUUUUAACCAGGAGAACAAACAUUUAGAAUAAAGCCAUUUACACAAGUUUAAUGACGUUUUAUAUUCUAUAGAGAGAAAGUUCCUGUUUAACUUUCUGGAGGACAUAACAUCAAUCAAGAUCUACCUUCUGUGUUUAAACGAGUAAAUCCUUAUCCAUAAUCCGUUUGUGUUGCAUAAGAUUGCAACAACAAUUAAGUGGGAAAUGACUCCUAACUUAUGUGUCUGCUCUGCCUGGAAAGAAAGUUUUGAAGGCAUCUAUAUAUAUUUCAUAACAAUGUCUGUUCUUUAUGGAUUUGAUCCAUAAAUAUUUAUCUAUCUGAAAACUUUGAUACUUGGAAUGUUUUCCUGAAAGCAUUUGGUGCUCCAAGAAAAAACAUUUGGUGCUGAGAGUUGCAGCAUUGAUGCCUUUCCCCAAGUUAAUUCUAUUUUAAAAAUUUGUAUUUCCUUCCCAAUGAGAUGCAGAGUAAAAUUUGAGACCCUCCAUUAAGUAGAGAGCAGCAUCUGUCAUCCAUGGGUAAUUAUUAUUUUGACAAAAAUAUGUAAGGUUUAAACCUCCUAUAUUUCAAAUUGUUGGAGAAAUGAUUUGCUCAUAUUUCCCCUGAACUUUAUUCUAACCAUUUUAAAUCAUAAAUUAUUCAACAUUUAUUUUUCAAAUAAAUCCUAUUGAAUAUAUAAUUAGAUAUCUCUGUGAACUUAAUAACUUUAUUAUCUAAAUAUAACCAUUGUUUAUUGCUCAGAGGCAAUUUUUAAAAAAUUGAAACCUAACCUAUACUACAGCCAACGAGGUUUCUAAAAUGUUUUUUAAUUGAUUAGCUUGGCAAAGUAUAAUUAAGCCACAUUUACCAGUGUUGUGAAGCAUUAUAACUUCCUUCUCUAACACAAAGCUUCGUGAUUAACUGUUACUAGACUUUGUACAGCAUCACUUUACUGUGGGAAGUUUAUUAGUAUUUUAUUACUACUGGAAAAUUUUGGUGGAUGUAUGUGCACAGGAGAGAAAUAUGCACAUUCUUUAUUUUAAUAUGAAAGGGAAUACAUAAUCUAAAGUCAUAGAAUAACUGGUACAUUUGUUGUAUGUUUAAGGAAGGACACAUGUGAGGACAGAGAAUGGUGUCUACUUGUAGGCAAUGAAGUAUGUGCAGCCAUGUAGUCUAGUCUUGGAGUUGGGUUAGUGUUUUGCUUAGUGAAUUUCUAUGACAUAUUUCUGAGAACACUUUAAUUUUGGUAAAUUUGUAUACUUACUAGAAGCUGAUUCAGUCAAUCUGACAAAAGGACACAAUUUUUGAAAACUCAUAAUGCAGCAAACACUUGCUGUUUUUUUAUGUACUUUGUUUUUGUGCUCUUCUGCCAAAGAAAAUUAUGGUAAGAAAGUACACAGCAUAACAUGCAAAUUUAUGUUGAAAUGUGCUUGUUCAGAUUGCUUGUUCAGAACUAUAUUAAGGUAAAGUGUGUGUGUGUGUGUAUGUGUGUGCAUGUGUACAUAUGAGAGGAAGUCUGUGUGCUGUGCUACGAAUUGUCUUGGCUUAGGAGCCAGGCGAUGGGAUUCCUAGCCCAUAGAUGUAGCCACUACUGGCUUGCUGAAAUUGAGCCUGUCAGCCUCUCAAAUAUAUGGAGAUGGACUGGAGAUUAGAUAUGAAGUUCUUCCCAGUUGACAACAUGUCUGUGCAUGUAGUCGUAUUGGAGGUUUUUGUAUUUAUCUCGUAUUUUUAAUGAUUGGUUUUACUUGUAGAGUUUUUGUAAUAUUAACUCUGUAAACUCAUUUAGUUACAAAAAAAGACAUUGAACCAUAGUAAAUAAUUUGAUAAUUAGCCAUAAAAAGUAAUGUCUCAGUUAAUGUCUUACAACUAGAAUUUGUCAAAGAUGCAACUGAUAAUAAAGUUUAUAUCUGAUGAAAUCUCUCAAAAAUUGAGUAAAAUAUUGGGAAAUAUAUCCAUGUAUUUCAUUCUGACUUUACAGUUCUAGCAAGUGUCUCAAAGGCAUAUAUAAAGACAGAUAGAAAUUGUUACAAGACAGUUUUAAUGAUUAAGGCCCUUUGUACACUGCAGAAAGGUAAACUAUUAGAGUCCACUUUCCUUAGUCAAAAUUGGGAAAAAAUCUUAACUGACAAUAACUGCUUAUGUUUCCCAUAACAAGUAAUCAAUGGAAAGCAUUUUAUUAAGUAAUUUGAAUUCAGUUUAGGAUAUAUAGUAUGUUAGGAUCACUAACCUCUCACAAAUUCACCACAGUCUUAUUGUAGAAGAAAACUAUGAACGUAAGAAAUUUAAAAAAAAAUGGACCCUUAAUAUUGUCUCCUAACUACUGUAAAGUUGUUUAUAUCUUAGGUGAACUAUAUUUGCAAGAUUGUGCAUGUCAAUAGAUAAUCCAAAAUAAAUUGUUAAAUAUACAUUUAUAUAGAUUUUAAUUUUAUUAGAAACAUCAAGAGUUAAUCUUCUAGAAUGUAGACUACCAAAAAGUUAUGCCAAGUCUUUAUACACUAAAAGGCAAGGUGAUUUUAAGCAAUUUAGAUACAAAACAAAAGAACUGAGAGCUUCCAAAGUUGUAGAUGAUAGAAAAAGGAAGUUGUUACAUCACAUGCUAAAUUAGAAGCAAAUCUAAACCUCUCGCCAUGCUGUUGUACUCCACCAUCUGAUUCGUAUAUGUAAUUGGGGAAAGAAAAACUCACAAUGUAAAAUAAGAUUGACUAGUUGUAGCAGAUGACACCUGUAAAUAGAAUUUUUACCAGUUGAAAUUCUGAUGUGAAAUGAGAUGAUUAUCAUUAACACACUAAAGUUUUCUUCUGAGUUCUUUUUUUAAACAUCCUCUAAUUCUAAAAGUCUCUGUUAAUUACACAGAGCAAUGACAGACCUUCAUCUUCUUUAAAUACUUUGUUUGUGUGAGGCUGUCACAUGGGAAGAAAGAUUAUAUUUUAAACAAUAUGUUCAAGUGUAAAAAAUCUUCAACAAAUUCUUAACGUUUAAAAAAAAAUGAGAGAAAUUUCCAAGACAUCUUGGGAUUCUUCCUAGGGGAGAAGGAUAUCUCAAAAAGCUUGAAAGGAUUUUAAAUAAUUUUUAAAAAAUGUCAAAGACUAAAUUAUGCCCUGUAAUAUUUAGUGUACUUUUUUCAUUUUAAGGAAAUAUUGAUAUGAUUAGAAUAAGAUGACACAACACUGAAAAGACAAUUGCGAUGACACUAUGGUUGUUCAGCAUCUCUGUAUUCCUGCCACCACCCAGAAAGCAUUGAAAUGAUAUAUUAAAAAAUUCUAAUUAAAAAUAAUAUAGGACAGUGACUAUGAAGGGGUAUGUGGGGAAGACUUGGUGAAGGGGGGAACCUAGUAAACAUAAUGUUCUUCAUGUAAUUAUAGAUUAAUGAUAUCAAAAUAAUAAUAAUAAUAUAGGUCUAUUCACAAGUGAUUUCAAAAUUAUUAGGUCUACUGUGCUAACAGAGUAAAAAUAGUAUACUCAUCAAAUUACUCCUUUGAAAUCAUGGAUAAAGUGGAAGCAAUCACUUUGCUUUAAAAAAACAGUUCCCUAGUUGUUUCAGAAACCAGUCCAAUAAA